Messenger RNA from Dermatophagoides pteronyssinus (European house dust mite), 2370 nucleotides. RefSeq names its product solute carrier family 4 member 11-like. Gene Ontology annotation, cellular component: basolateral plasma membrane; plasma membrane. NCBI's taxonomy places the organism in Eukaryota, Metazoa, Arthropoda, Arachnida, Sarcoptiformes, Pyroglyphidae. Gene Ontology annotation, biological process: transmembrane transport; monoatomic anion transport; monoatomic ion homeostasis. The record is from RefSeq and is a predicted model, not a curated record. Gene Ontology annotation, molecular function: solute:inorganic anion antiporter activity.
UAAUGUAAAAUUGAAUAGAAAGGAACAAAAAAUGCAUUAGAAACUGGACGUACAUUUGCAACAAUAUUUGCCGAUAUGGAUUUUCGACAAAAAUUAUUAGAUGUACAUGGUGAAGCUGAAUUUAAAGGAAUUUUGCUCAAACAUGCUCAAGAUUUAGCAUCAGAACAAAGUAAUCCAACACGUCGUAUGGGUAAUCAUGAACCGGAGGCUGAAUUUGAGGAGCCAAGAUGCCUUUUUGCACAAGGAUUAUAUGAUGAUCUAAGACGACGUACAUCACAUUAUUUAAGCGAUUAUGUUGAUGGUUUGGUUGGAAGAAAAACAAUCCAAAAAACAAUAUCAACCAUUUUUUUUCUUUAUUUUGCCUGUAUAUUACCGACAAUAGCCUUCGGUGUCCUUAAUAAUAAUAAUACAGCUGGAAAAAUUGGUGAUAUUCGUAAAGCAAUUAUUGGACAAACAAUUGGUGGAUUGUCAUUUGCAUUUCUUGGUGGUCAACCAUUGGUGAUUAUUAUGACAACAGCGCCUAUUUGUCUUUAUAUAAAAGUCAUCUAUAAUAUUUGUGAAGAUUUUCAAUUAGAUUUUCAUGCAAUGUAUGCUUGUGUUGGUUUAUGGAAUACAUUUUUUCUUGUACUUUAUGCUGUGUUUGAUUUAAGUAAAUUAAUGAAAUGGUGUACAAGAUCUACAGAGGAAAUAUUUUCAUUAUUUAUUAGUAUUGCCUUUGCUGUUGAUGCUGGUCGUGAUGUGGUUAAAAAUUUUCAAACACAUUAUUAUAGUCCAUUAUGUUUGAAUCAAUUGAAUCGUACUAGAAGUCGUGAACAUUUAUUACAAAAUUUUCGUCAACAAGCACAAAUAUUGGCUCAUUCAAAUUUACCAUUGGUUGUUGAAUCAAUAUUACCAUCAUUUUCAAAUUCAACCAUAACAACAACAACGGCUGCUGCGGCUGCUGCAGCUGCAGCUGCCAUUUCUAAUAGUGAUCUAUCAUCAUUGAAUUAUGGCCAAAAUAAUAAUAAUAGCGAUAUAAAUAAUAAUUAUCAUAAUUGGACUGAUCCAAUCUAUCAAAAUUCAUUUUUUUUAGGUCAUACAAAUAAUACAUUAUAUUCAACUAGAAACAAUCCAUAUAAUCAAAGUGUUCAAAGUAAUCAUCCAUCAAAUAUAAUAAAUUUAUCUGCUGCCAAUGUAUCAACACUAGCCACAACAUUAGCCUCAUUGAUUUGGUCACCCGAAGCAAAUCGUAUAUUACAUAAUUUAACUAGUGCAGCAUUAAAAUUAAUAUUUACUGAUCUACAUAUGUCUGAAGAUGGUAUUUGUCGUCGUGAAACAAGUUUACUUUUUUUAUUGCUCAUGCUUGGUACUGUUUGGAUGGCUGUUUCAUUGUUUAAUUUUAAUAAAACUCCUUAUCUACAAGCAAGUAAAAGAGAAUUAUUAGCCGAUUAUGCAUUACCAUGUUCAGUUAUUAUUCUUAGUUUUAUCGGUUCAUUUGUGUUUCGUGAUAUACCAGUCGAACAUUUUCGAUAUGAUGAAGAGCUACAAUUUAAACGUGCACGAUUAGAAGAUCUUCCAUGGACAGCAUUUGGUGCAUGUAUGGGUCUUGGUUUUUCUUUAUCACUUUUAUUCUUUAUGGAUCAAAAUAUAUCGGCUGCUAUGGUUAAUAAUCCAUGCAAUAAAUUGAAAAAAGGAUGUGCUUAUCAUUUGGAUUUAUUUGUUGUUGGUAUAUUGAAUGGUUUUCUUUCAUUAUAUGCAUUUCCAUGGAUGCAUGGUGUAUUACCACAUUCACCAUUACAUGUUCGAAGUUUAGCCGAUGUUGAAGAACGUGUUGAUCAAGGUCAUGUUUAUGAAAUUAUUGUUAAAGUUCGUGAAACACGUCUAACUGGAAUUGUAUCACAUAUAUUGAUUGGAUUAUCUGUAUUUUUAAUACCAUAUCCAAUGGCUUAUAUACCAACUGCCGUACUUGAUGGCCUUUUUCUUUAUAUGGCAAUAACUUCGCUCAGUGGCAAUCAAAUGUUUGAACGUAUUACAUUAUUAUUUAUGGAACAAGCAGCCUAUCCACCAAAUCAUUAUAUACGAAGAUGUCCACAAAGAAAAAUUCAUUUAUUUACAUUAUGUCAAAUGGUACAAUUAGGUUUAAUGUGUUUUUUUGGUUUUUCACCAUGGCCAUAUAUAAAAAUGGUUUUUCCGGUUAUCGUCAUACUUUUGUUACCAUUCAGACAUAAAAUAGUACCAAUUGUGAUCGACAAUAAAUAUCUAGAAGCACUUGAUGGUGAAAAUCAAUAGAAGAAGAAGAAAAAUAAAAAUGUAGACGAAUUUUACUUACAUAACAAACACUGAACACACAUCAAACACAAUGUAUACGAUUUAUGUAAUCAAUCAACUAAC